Messenger RNA from Sceloporus undulatus (fence lizard), 2785 nucleotides. It is a transcript of the gene PTGFR, whose product is annotated as prostaglandin F receptor. The transcript is spliced from 3 exons. The record is from RefSeq and is a predicted model, not a curated record. Gene Ontology annotation, molecular function: prostaglandin F receptor activity. NCBI's taxonomy places the organism in Eukaryota, Metazoa, Chordata, Lepidosauria, Squamata, Phrynosomatidae. Bases 133 to 1227 code for a protein of 364 amino acids. Gene Ontology annotation, biological process: inflammatory response; adenylate cyclase-activating G protein-coupled receptor signaling pathway; positive regulation of cytosolic calcium ion concentration. Gene Ontology annotation, cellular component: plasma membrane.
GAGGCUCGUCUGCACCAAGGACCCUGCAGAGGCAGCAGCCAUGGAGCCUGGCAGGAGAAGAGGAGUCCAACAGAUGCCUGAUGAUUUCCUGACUGUUGAAAUGUUCUGAAUGCUGAACUUUCUUCUCUGACAAUGAACAAUUCAAAACCACUGUCGUUGGCUGGAAUUGGUAUAUUUUCCAAUGCUACCUGUCACACAGAAAAUAGGAUCUCUGUGUUUUUUUCCAUUAUCUUCAUGACAGUGGGGAUUUUAUCCAACAGUCUUGCAAUAGCAAUCCUUAUGAAGGCCUACCAGAGGUUUAGACAAAAGUCGAAAGCAUCCUUUUUGCUUUUUGCCAGUGGCUUGGUUAUCACAGAUCUGCUGGGCCAUUUAAUUGCUGGAACCAUUGCAGUGUUUGUAUAUGCAUCUGAUAAAGAUUGGAUUCGAUUUAAUCAAUCAAAUGUUCUCUGCAGUGUUUUUGGCAUCUGUAUGGUGUUCUUUGGACUAUGCCCUCUUUUUCUGGGCAGUGUGAUGGCUGUUGAACGCUGCAUUGGAGUCACUAAGCCUAUAUUUCAUUCAACAAAGAUGACUUCUAGACAUGUAAAAAUUAUAUUGACUAUGGUAUGCCUUUUUGCCAUUUUCAUAGCUUUGCUGCCUAUACUUAGGUUAAGAGCCUAUCAAAUUCAGGCAUCAAGAACUUGGUGCUUUUACAAAACAGAACAUUUUGAAGACUGGGAAGACAGAUUUUACCUCUUACUUUUUUCAUGCUUGGGUUUAUUGGCCCUUGGUAUUUCAUUCUUGUGCAAUGCUGUGACGGGAAUAACACUUUUAAGAGUCAAAUUUAAAAGUCAACAUAGACAAGGCAGAUCUCAUCAUUUUGAAAUGAUCAUUCAGCUCCUGGCUAUAAUGUGUGUCUCAUGCAUUUGCUGGAGCCCCUUCCUGGUGACCAUGGCUAAUAUUGGAAUCAAUGAAAACCAUUCCUGGAAAUCAUGUGAAACAAUACUUUUUGCUCUUCGAAUGGCAACAUGGAAUCAAAUUUUAGAUCCAUGGGUAUACAUUCUUCUGAGAAAAGCUGUACUUAAAAAACUGUUCCAGAUUGCUAGAAGAUUUUGUGGAGUGCGUCUCAUUAAUUUUCAUGCAUGGGAACUCAGCUCCAUUAAAAACUCUUUAAAAGUGGCAGCAGUUUCUGAUUCCCCAGUUAGUUCCAAGCAAACAAACCAGCAGCUACUGAAUUCACCAAUGCAAUAAAAUGCAACAAGAGACUGAUGACAUGAAGGUGUACUGAUCAGGCAUCUCAACUUUUUGUAGAAGUAAGUGUGGCCUGGUAUUUUCUGAAUGUUUAAAAUAUGAAAUCUGGCUCCAUUUAUGGAUGUGUAUCAAUCCAGAGCUGCUAUUCCAGAUCAUCACCUUCUGAAUAUAUUUUCAAGAAUGGUCUUUAUGUAACCAAUGCAAUCAAAUCGAGAGCCAAAGAGAUGAGAAUUCUGUAUAGCAGAAUAAAAACAAACGUAUUAAUAAAUCAAUAUUUAAGACAGAGUGGUAAACUUUUGAAAUAAUGACACUCAGUAGAGUAAAAUAAUAAAUAAUAAAAACAAGGCAAAUCUAGCCAUUGUUUUCAGUGGGAUGUAUUUAAGCACGUAUUAAAUACAAGAAUUAAAAUAAAUAAAAGUAUCAAACUUUUUUUUUUAAAAAAAACCUUUGGUUGGAUUCAAUUAUAGUAUGUACAUAUAUGUGUCAUAACAAUACUGAGUUCCAAACAUCAUCAGCUCCCAAGAAAGAUAUUUGAUUAGUUUAAUACAGACUUCAGGCAAAAUGCCUCCAUAUAUCAAAUGCUCGGAGCUGGGAAGUUAUGUCCUACUUGGGCAAUUCCCAUAGGCAGAUGUGUGGACCAAAAAUUGGGCUUUUAGGUAGUCUUUUAAUUUGAUCCAAAAGGGCUCUUAGGCUCUUUUGUAGCACGUCAACUUGUUUAGCUUGGUUUAGAUGAAUCCUUGUAGACAUCUGUGUUAAAAGGAAGGUGCAAAUGAUGAAAUGUCUUGUGGGUGAAACUUCUGUUAAAAGUGGCAAUGAAUCUGUGUUAACUUCAGAAGAUAUGUUCCAUGUUGCUAGUAUGUGUUCACUUUUUCUUGCAAAUGUAGCACCCAAACUUGGAAAGUGUGAGUUCCAAAAAUUGUGGUAGUAGCAGAAGGGAUUCAGCACUUUAGAAAUUAGGCUCCUCACCAUCACAAUUUAAAAUAAGUGCACUCAGAAAAAGAAUUCAAAAUGCAAAUCCAGAAGCCAGUAAAAGAUAACUUAUAAAGAAUGGUGAUGUAUAUGUUAUGCAUAUGUUAUGCCAUUGCCUCAUUGACUAGUAAUUAGCUAGCUGUUACACUACUUUGGCAUUUUAAUCACAAUCAUUUGAUUGAGAAAUCACAUUUAUGCACUGUAAUCUUGUUGUAAAAUAUAAGGUGCCGGAUUUUAGACGCUUGACAGGUCAUUGGUAUGUACUUUUAAUGUUUCUGUUUAUUUCCAUAAACAUGAAAAUCCCAUGUUAUUGAGGCCUAGUGUGUAGCAAUAAGAGUACCAAAAGAAAAGGAAAACAGAUGAAACACCACUCAUAAACAGUUAUAACAACAAAGUGAAAUUGCACCAUACUUAUUUUGAUCUAAACAAAAGAAAGUAGCUAUGACAUAUAAUUAUACUUGUAUAAUGUUUCAGGCAGUAGAUUUAGCCUUAAAUGUGAUAUCACACAUUGAAUCUUAAAAGUAAUUGUGGUGCUGGAGGAAUUAUUUUAGGAAAAGAGAAAAACAAAAAGUGGAUUAAUGAAAAAAGA